AUGGUUGUUCUCGAAAAUCGAGGAUCCGGGCGUGACGACGUGCAGAUUGAGGAAGUUUUGGGCGCCUCUUUGGUGCCCAGCUGCUUGUUGCUGUCAUGUGCCUUGCUGCCCGUGAGGCUCUCCAGGUUUCGAUAUGUGGCGGGUUCAGCUAUUGCUUCCUGUGUGGCUGCAGCGAUUGCAUUUCGCAGUUGGUAUGAUGGCUGGCAAUGUUUGGUGGUCCUAUGUGCUGCUGUCAUUGCCCAGGUCAUUGUGCACCAAAGAGAAGUGAUUCUACGCCGAUGCUUUGAAUUGACAAUUCAAAGAGAUGAGAAACCAGUGCAGGUCGCGAGCCACACUCUAGAGAAGGGCGAAGAUGUCCGGUGUCAAGAAACCGCGCUGGCACGAGCGAGUGCACUUGAGCGUUUGACUAGGCACUUGUGCGAUGCCUUCAUCGAGCUGACAGACAGGUAUACCUUGGAACAAUCCCCUUAUCUCCAGGCUUUCUUCAUGCAGGCCAGAAUCGGACAGCGCGCUUGUGUCGCUGUUGCCUGCCGCACAGCAAAAGAGGUUCAGGUCAUUGUUCAGUGA
Messenger RNA from Durusdinium trenchii, 567 nucleotides. Lineage: Eukaryota; Dinophyceae; Suessiales; Symbiodiniaceae. The record is from the annotation of a GenBank genome assembly.